AUGAAAGGAAGAAACACUCUUCCCACAAGGAUUGUCGUUCUCAAGCCAAACCUUGGAAAGAUUCAGAGUGCUUGUGCAUCUGUCUCAUCACCUGGUUACUCACAUAAUUACCCCUCCAACUUUAGGAAGCUCACAGAAUAUAAAAGUUUAGGAGGUGCCGAAAUAGUAUCCAGGAGCAGGAGAGAUUCAUCUGACGACGUAGGAUCCUUGAACCCCUUGUCAAGAGAUGCUAGGGAAAUUGCUAGAGAAAUUUCAAGGAGAAUGAGGGAUGGUUGUGAUGGAUUCAUUGAUCCAACAUCUUCUGGAGUCAGAGGAUAUGCAGGAGACGAGAGUUCUUAUGAUGCUUAUGAAAGUGAUUCUGCCAGUGAGUCCGAGGUUUUUAAAUUGUCAUCUGUAAAUAGAGAGGCAAAAAAGAGACUGUCUGCCAGGUGGAAGACGACUCAUAGAUGUCAGGAUUUGGAAAUGGUUGGUCAUGCUAGCACACUGGGUGAAAUGCUUGCCAAACCUGAUAGAGAAACAAAGCCUAAAUAUUUGAAUGCUAAUGUAGGUCUCGAUAGGACAAGUGAUCGGCAUAUGAGCAACAAUGGAACUGCAAUUUGGGAUUUUCCUUUGCGCAUUAGCAAUACGGAUGGUUGGAAGGAUGAGCGUAAUAGAAUUUCAUCAAGAUCGAGGUCUCUUUCUCCCUCUUUUGUGAGUGGCAAAACUCACAGAAGAAGAAUGAACUCUGUAACUCUGGCUGAAGACCAAUAUCUAAUGCAUAAUGACACUGUCAAUUGUGGUAGAAGUGAGUCUGUGAAGGGAAACCUAAGUUGGAAGGAAGAUAUUUCCUCUAAAGAUAUAAAAUGCAGGAGCAAGAAACCUUUCUGUCAUCACAAAUUUACCGACGAAAGAGACUCUUCAACAGAAUCCAAUUUUGAGAUCCAAACAGAGAUGAACCUUGAAACAAACCCAAGUGAACAGCAGUCCACAUCUCAGAUCACUGCAAAAGAUGGCACCUGUACAACUCCCAUUCCUGAUGCAAAGGCUGCUGCUAAACAUGGGGUUGUAACCUCAUCUUCAAAAUCUUCUGAGUUGCAAUUGAAGCAAUCAUAUUCGGAGGUAGAAAAGGACAAAAAUACUGCUUCUCACAAAGAGGAUUCUAGUUUCCAGGAACCGUUGGAGGGACUACCCGAACAAGCUUCUGCUUCCAUGCAGUUUCCAGGAGCUGAGCCAGAUUCUUCAGAGAGCUCCAAGAAUGCUGAUUAUCAUAGUCCAGUUUCAGUCCUGGAGGUCCCUUUCACAGAAGAUAUAUCAUCUAGUUCUGAAAGCUUUGAAAGAGUCAGUGCUGAACUUCAUGAAUUGCGAAUGCAGCUGCAGCUCCUCAAGAUGGAAUCAGGACCAUAUGCCGCCCCUGCACGUAUUUCAAGCGAGGAAGAUGUAGCACAACAUUCAUUGGUGGACUUGGAACAAAACCAUAAAUUAGAAGCCAAAGACUGGGAAGCUUCUUAUGUUCUUGAUGUGCUGAUCAACUCGGGUUUUGAAGAAUCUCAACUCGAUUUGUUUAGAACAACAUGGCACUCCCCAGAAUGUCCUUUGCAUCCUGACUUGUUUGAUAACCUUGAGAAGAAAUAUAGUCAUGAGAAUUUGGAGUCGAGGUCUGAAAGAAGGUUGCUGCUUGACAGAAUAAAUUCAGUAUUUGUAGACGUUUAUCAGCAGCUUAUUGACUCGUUCCCAUGGGUUAUGCCGAAACUAACGGGAGUUGAUUUGAAGGGGCCAAAGCAAGUGAUCAGAGAUAGUCUCCAGAAGUUGCUUUCCGGCCAAGAUUUUCAAGCCGAAGGGGAGACACCGGAAAGUAUACUUGACAGGGAUAUGCAGUGGUUUGGAUUCAAAGGAGAAAUUGACGUGAUAGGCAAUGAAAUUGAGAAAUUGUUGAUAGAUGACAUGAUAGCAGAGGUUCAAACUUCGUAA
Fraxinus pennsylvanica is the source of this 1947-nucleotide messenger RNA. The record is from the annotation of a GenBank genome assembly. NCBI's taxonomy places the organism in Eukaryota, Viridiplantae, Streptophyta, Magnoliopsida, Lamiales, Oleaceae.